Cantharellus anzutake is the source of this 1293-nucleotide messenger RNA. RefSeq lists its product as uncharacterized. Lineage: Eukaryota; Fungi; Basidiomycota; Agaricomycetes; Cantharellales; Hydnaceae. The transcript has 4 exons. The record is from RefSeq and is a predicted model, not a curated record. The coding region runs from base 1 to 1293 and encodes 430 amino acids.
AUGGCCUUAAGAAAUGAUGCCGAUGCGUCGCUCAACGAACAGCAGGUGCCCACGGCUACUUCUCCCUCGUUUGACGCCGCUCCCGGUGGUGACGAGCUGAAACGUAAUAACAUCCCCCCCAACUCUCACAUCGCACAGUUGUCGUCGAGUCCGACGUCUCUAACCCCAAGAGAACCUCUCACUUCCCCACUCCGGGCACCCUCUGCAUCUUCGUUUUCCUCUUCCUAUGGCGCAUCCUCAACAAACCCACCUACUGAUUUGUAUGAUCAUGAGAGCAAGGCAGGUCGUCAACUUGGUACCAUCCCUGCCGCGUCCCAUCCCUUAAGCGAUUGGCAUGGUGCCACUGAGCUUGGAAAUAAAGCUCAAACUGGAGGAGGCGUUUGGCAAUAUUUAGUGCAGCUAUUCAGGCAUCAAGUGAGUUCGAGCACGGCCAGGAAUGAUGAGAAGGGGAAUGGUCUCAAGCCUCCUACGCAGUUCGGCGGUGGUCGCGAUUCGUCCGAUCCUUCUGUGUUCGCGCCAGGGCGCAAAGAUCUGGCCUCCAUGAUCACACGCCUCAAGAAUCAGGAAAGAUCUCACGAACAGCUUCAGCGGGAUGGCUGCGAACUCGGAGGACCGAAUGCGCCUGUUCGAAUGCAAUGCGGAAAUACCGGUUCAAUGGCUGAAUGCGCUAAUGAUGGACUCAGUCACUACCAAGGCCCCGAGAGCGAAUUCGAUUUGGUGGCUCAUGUACCCCCAGAUGCAUACAUGACCUUCUCAACCCACGUUUAUUUCGAUGAGCUGAAGAAGAGUUCGUAUGCACAGCACGCGAGUAUUGUCUCUGUUAGGCGGUUUGGAGACAAGUAUGCGAGAAAGCACAGGUGUCUUGUGCUUCAUGUUGCUCGAGAUGGGAUGCCGGAUUUCGGUCUUCGGAUUGACUGUUUUCGAGAUCAUACCCUCUCACUCUUUCAAAGUAUUUUUGGCCGUGAAACUCCCCAAGUAUUUGACAGGGUAAUUGUCUCUGGCGAUCAGAACCUUCUCUAUGAUGAUAUAUCAGGCGAAGAAGCUGUGUUAGAUUUACCACAACCGGUUCCAUUGCCUAAGUUCGGCAUCAUUUUCGAAACCGUCCUCACCGAAUGCCGCCUUGACGAUCGUUUUGCAAAGGAAAAUUGUUGGUUUGUCGUCUCAGCUUUUGAGGAGUUGUUCGUAGACAUAUUCGGCGCUGGUUACACGAAAGGGGAGCCGAUGUCUCCCCCUGUUACGAAACUGACCCGUUCCCGAAUUGGGAACGCACUCGGCCUCCAGGAUUCCAAAUGA